This is a messenger RNA of Ylistrum balloti, 2871 nucleotides long. RefSeq names its product atrial natriuretic peptide receptor 1-like. Lineage: Eukaryota; Metazoa; Mollusca; Bivalvia; Pectinida; Pectinidae. The transcript is spliced from 21 exons. The coding region runs from base 1 to 2871 and encodes 956 amino acids. The record is from RefSeq and is a predicted model, not a curated record. Gene Ontology annotation, molecular function: ATP binding; peptide receptor activity; protein kinase activity. Gene Ontology annotation, biological process: cGMP biosynthetic process; protein phosphorylation; intracellular signal transduction.
AUGGAAGCAGAGAGGAAGCGGAUAGUCUUUCUUCUAACACUCUCCUUCCAUCUAUCACUUGGUUGGCACAGUUUCGGGAACACACCCUAUCAUUGCUGGCCAUUAUCAGCGUCUGCUGCCAAUCCUUCGACUAUCACUUGCUCAGGAGUACAUAUAGAAUGGCUUGUUUCUCCUCCUGCCGAAGUGACUGCCAAUGUCGCCUUCAACGUGACGUAUGCCCUUUCCCUCGAUUCCACGUUCUAUACGUGGGCCAUUAACAACGGAUAUUUUGGUACUGCGGGCGGAACAGGUUUUACUAACUCAACAGAUGCUCAGACAUGGUGUGAAAAUACUGUUUGUCCGGACUAUACAACCGCAACUGAAAUCAACUGCUGUGUUCACCAUGUCAACGUACACUCUUGUCCACUAGAUCAAACCUCACUGUGUGGACCGUGGAUUCCAGACGACGGUGCGGUUUUCACUCAUUCCCAGGUCCUGGUAGGGUCAGUCCUAGUCCAAAACUGGACAAGCUACAUUCCAGGUCUCUACCAAACCGGUAUCAACUCAAUGAUAGCCCACUUUAAGGUCGCAGAUCUUCACAUCGUCCUCGAAGCUAAAACAACUGUAACUCCAAAAUCAGAUUGCGGGAAUGGUGUGUGCGAGACUGAUGACGGCGAGGACUGUGAAACCUGUCCAAGGGACUGUGGGACAUGCCCUCUCAAAGGCUGGCAAAUUGGUCUAAUCGUUACGUUUGGAAUUAUCAUUUUGGUGGCUGGCGUUGGCACAAUUCUGUAUUUCCAGUACCAGAAAAGGAAGCUACUUUGGGAUGAGAGCUGGAUAUUACCAUAUGAAAAAAUAAAAGAAGAUGCAGGCCUGCGAGGGGCGUUUGGAAGUAUGGUCAGUAUGACCUGUGGAAGCGGUCAGGAUAUCACCGGAAAGUCCAACAAUAUGGCAAUGUCAGCUUUGAGGAAGCAAGUGUUUGCAAAGACGGCAAUUGUUGAUGGACGUACAGUGGCCGUACGAAAAAUAACUAAGAAGGAAUUUUCUGUCACUGAAGCAAUCCGAUGGGAAGUGAAAAGUGUAAGAGAGCUAGACCAUCAAAAUAUUUGCAAAUUUAUUGGUGGUUGUAUAGAUGUGCCAAACGUUUCCAUUGUCUCUGAGUAUUGCCCCAAAGGGAGCAUAAGCGACGUACUUCUAAAUGAUGAAAUACCACUUAACUGGGCCUUUCGAUUUUCUUUUGCUGCUGAUAUUGCAAGAGGAAUGGAUUACUUGCAUUCCAAAAAACUAAUGCAUGGUCGACUGAAGAUAUCACGUAUACUGAUUUGGAUUGUGAAUAUAACGUUUGGUGUACAUCCACUAGAUUACGGAUUGAAACAGUACAGAAGACAGGAUAAGGUUCUAGCGGAGGACGAUGAUGACACGGAAGCCGAUGAAUACUAUAAAACAAGGAGAGAACGUGUUUACAAAGCUCCAGAGGUGUUUGACACGACUGACUAUGAAGCCUCCGUUCCCAUUGAUGUUUAUGCCUAUUCUAUCAUACUUAUAGAGAUAGCGACGAGAAAUGAUCCAUAUCAGGACGAAGAUCCAUUCGACUUAUGUGACCAAUGGAAACCACCAUUACCCGAUCUCUCCCGCGAAGGUGCAGAAGACGCUGAUAGUGCAUGCCCAUGUCCAGUUCAAUAUAUCCAGCUGAUCAAGGACUGCUGGGAUGACAACCCUUUAAAACGACCUUCGUUUGAGAACGCCAAGAAAGCAUUACACUUCAUGAAUCCUAACAAGAUGAGUCCUGUUGAUUUAAUGAUGGCAAUGAUGGAGAAGUACUCCAAACAUUUGGAGCUCAUCGUGGCCGAUCGCACGCAAGACCUGAUGUUAGAGAAACAGAAAACGGAUCGUCUGUUAUACAGUAUGUUGCCGAGGACUGUUGCGGACGACCUGAAGUACGGCCGGACAAUAAACGCUGAACAAUUUGAUGCAUGCACAAUUUACUUCAGCGAUAUCGUGGGGUUCACUAGUAUAUCAGGAGGUAGUACGCCGAUGCAGGUGGUGGCCCUGCUGAAUCACCUUUACAUCACCUUCGACGGAAUCAUCGACAAGUACGAUGUCUAUAAAGUGGAAACAAUCGGAGAUGCAUAUAUGGUCGUAUCAGGAAUACCAAAUCGAACUACAUUUCAUGCUCGAGAAGUUAGCAAUAUGGCUCUAGACUUAGUUGCCGCAUGCAAAGAGUUCGAAAUUCCUCAUCGUCCGAAUGAACCCCUCAAGAUUCGUGUUGGAUUACAUUCUGGACCUGCGUGUGCUGGAGUAGUUGGGCUAAAGAUGCCUAGAUACUGCCUGUUUGGCGAUACAGUAAAUACGGCAAGCAGGAUGGAAUCGAAUGGUGAAGCUUACAAGGUCCAUAUCAGUCAGACGACCUACGUAGCACUGAAGGCAUGUGGAGGCUUCACGUUCCAACUUCGAGGAACAAUUCCCGUCAAGGGAAAGGGAGAGAUGGAAACAUGGUGGCUUGUAUCCAGGGGUGAUGAUUAUGAGAAGAUACAUGGAGCCCUCCCAUCCAACAAACAAGAAUCGGACGGGAAACUGCACGAAAGCACAAGCAACUUCUCUAAAAGUCAAAAGAGUAUUAGAAAAUCGGGAAAGCAAACUUCGUCACAUUUAGAUGUAAAGUAUUCGGAAGAGCAAAGCAACCUAACAAAUGAUGCUGGUCUAGUGAAGGCUAAUGUAGCGGUUACACCUGUUGAAUUACCAGAUGCAACCAAAACGAGAAAAAUCAGCAACAUGAGUACUUCGAAUGAUUCUGGAUACAACGCUGAUGAUGACCCCACCAAUGUUCACGAAAUUAUUGUACAGAGUUGUGAAUCCCUUAGAGAAGCAGUAGAUACUCAUGGAGAGCCUUGA